GCUUCAUGGGCGUGAACGCAGACACCCGAGCUGAGCCUAAGCUGGAGUGCCCGGAGGAUGACUUGCUCAAAUUCAGCGGUCUUUUCCAGCGCUCUUUGGGAGACGAGUUUGGCAAUGCCAUCCGCGGCGACAUCUCGAAGCUCACGGCCUCCUACGGUGUGAUCAUCGUCUACUGCGCCAUCAUGAUCGGCAAGUGCGACGCAAUCCAUUCCGGGGUCUUCCUGUCCUUUGUGGCGGUGAUCAUUGUAGGAUUGACCAUCGGAAGCACAUUGGGGCUCAUGGGCUACUUCGGUGUGCCCAACGGCAACUUGAACAAUAACCUCUACUUCCUGCUCCUGGGCUUGGGUGUGGACGAUGCCUUCGUGCUGAGCUCUGAGUUCAUGCGCCAUUCCCGGGAGGACGGCCAAGGCAAGAGCAUCGCGGAGCGCAUCGCUCUCACUGCCAAAACCGGUGGCAUCUCGGUCCUGAUCACCUCUGCCACGGAUGCUUUGGCCUUCCUGGUUGGUGCCACAACGGUGCUGCCGGCCCUGGGAUGGUUCUGCACCUACGCGGGCGUGUCCAUUGUUCUAUGCUACACCUUCCAGCUCACAGUGUUCCUUCCUUGUUUGGCCCUGAAUGCCCGGCGUGUGGAGGCCAACCGCGUUGAUUGCUGCUGCUGUUUUCACAGCAAGGAGCGCUCCAUCGAGGACCCUCAGGGAUGCUGCUGCGGCUGCUGCCUCCCCAAGGCGGUUUUCAAGGGUGGCCAUCUCUCCAAAGGCCUUGCAGGCUUCAUGCGCAAGGUUACCACGCCUGUGGGGCAGGCAGUGACCUUCAUCCUCUUCGCCGCCCUUACAGGCGUCGGCAUUUGGGGUUCCACAAUGAUCUACAAGGACUUCAAGCUCGAGUGGUUCAUCCCAGACUCGUCCUAUGUGAACGAGUUCUUCAAUAUCAACUCCGAGUACUUCGCCACGGGCACUCCCAUCACAGUGAACAUGCGCGAGACGCCGGCAACCUUCGAGGCACAGAGCAACCUCCGCGAGAUGUACGAUUACUUGACAACAACGGACCUCGUGAACCAGGAUGUGGCGGUGGACAGCUGGUACGAGGAGUUCAUGUCCUGGGCCGUGGACCCUAGCCAAGCUGUUACUUCCAGUGCCGUCUUCACGCCCUCGCGCACGGAUGCGAAUGCCAUCUUCCAGGACUCUACGGCUUUCUACACCGCCCUCUACACCUGGUACCGUGGAACCACCGGCUCCCGCUACCGCGGCUCCAUGAUUUGGGCCUCCAAGGACUGCAAUCUUGACGGCACCUCCGAUGUGAUUCCUGCAGGCUGUGUGAUCACCGAUGGUCUGAAGGCUAGCCGCUUCAAUGCGGAGUUGUCCCUCUCGGCCACGGACAAGGGCACCAACCGCUACACGACCAUGACGUCCAUGCGCGCAAAGUGCGAUGAGCUCUACCCGGGCUCCUUCCCGUACAGCUUCGACUUCCUCUACUGGGAGGAAGUUGGAGUGAUCGACGUCGAGUUGGUGCGCAACCUCCUCAUCUGCGGUGGAGUCAUCUUGGUGGUGAUUUUUGCUUUGGUGCCCGCACCGCGCAUCGCGAUUUGGGUGGUGCUUUGCGUGGCCCUGUCCAUCGUCGACACCCUGGGGUUCAUGUACUUCUGGGAUGUGACCAUCAGCGGCGUCUCCACAAUUUACCUCCUGAUUUGUGUUGGCCUGGCUGUGGAUUACGCAGCGCACAUUGCCCACAUGUUCAAGGAGUCUGUGGGCAGCCCUCGCGAGCGAGCCAUUGCCGCAGUGGAGCGCAUUGGGCCGUGCACCUUCAACGCAGUCCUGUCCACGCUGCUUGCCGUCGUGGUGGUUGGCUUCUCUGACAGCUACGUCUUCAGGAUCUUCUUCAAGGUCUUGUUCUUGGUCGUGACCAUUGCAGGGGCUCACGGAUUGUGGCUCUUGCCAGCUAUCCUCUCACUGUUGGGAGGGUCCAAGGAGGCCAAGUCUGAGUCCUGA
Messenger RNA from Symbiodinium pilosum, 1985 nucleotides. The record is from the annotation of a GenBank genome assembly. Lineage: Eukaryota; Dinophyceae; Suessiales; Symbiodiniaceae.